AAAAGUUGUUAAACCAAGUCUUAAUGCUUCGAAGCUUAUUUUUCGAUGAUAUUCCAUUAAAAUUGUGUAUAGAGUGGCCUUAAUUGUAAAAAUCAUAAAUUGAGUACCGAUUCAACAAAAUGGACAUCAAUGAAGUGAGCACCACAGAAGACCUAUGGACCCCGUACAAGGAGCUGGCGGCGGUGGUGGACAGUUACUUGAGCAGCGAUGGUGGCAGCGCGCCCUACGCCGUGCACACCUUCGAGGCGGUGCUCCGGCGGCAGGCGCAGGCUUUCCGGGCGCUGCCGCAUAACCCACCAAAGAACCCGACGAGCCGUGAGGAGAUCAAACGCGGCGUCACAGAAGGCGUGACGCUGCCCAGCCUCGGCAAGACCAUGCUCUCCAAGGAGCUGGUGGACGAGGCCAUCAUCAUAUCAGACAUGUUCAACGUGAACGAGUACCUGGCGCUGGAGCUGCUGCACACGGCGCAGCGGCAGGGCCCGCGGCACCCGGGGCUGGCGCGCGGGCUGCUGGCCGUGCUGCUCUACUACGACGGCCGCCGCGCGCUGCUGCAGGCGCUCAAGGACACGCUCACCGCCCGGGACGGAGUCUGCUGGUCGAUAAAUGCGCGCGAGGACAUAGUGAAAUACGUGACCCGCUACGUGGACCAGCUGAUCCGCGACGGACUGCUGGGCGGCGUGCUGGACUCGCUGCGCGGGUUCACGCUGGGCGGCCAGCUCGAGCUCUUGCAGCAACACAGGGCGCUACCUCCGCGCGAGCAUCACGCCAAGCUCGCGAGAUCUAUAGAAGGCACCAGAAAACUGCUCGCCGGAGUGGUGUUCGCCGCAUCGGCUCAGCGCGGGCUCGAACGAGAGACGCUACUGCGACUGAUCAACGAGCAAACCACGUCGCCGUCGCAAGGGCCGACGGGCGCGCUGGACGAGGUGUCGCUCGGCCUGCAGAUGGCGCUGCUGUACGCGCUGGACUUGUCUGUCCUACACCGCCGCGAAGACGGCGAGGAGCUGGCGAAGAAGCUGCCGCUCAUCCAGGACCCGGAGCUGAUCGGCAUCCUCGUGGACGAGCUGCUGCCCGCGCGCCCCGCCGCCAAGGAGCCCAAGACCAAAGCAGGGCUCGGCGCCCUGGCGCUGUGCCAGCUGUCGCUGGGGCUGGCGCUGGCCGCGCUGCGCCGCGCGCCGCAGUCGCUCUCCCUGUCGCGCGACCAGUCGCACCGGGACGAGGAGCUAGUCGACGCCGCCACCGACAACAAGGUGUUCGAGUACCUGGACGAGGCGAUACUGUCCACGGACCUGGUGAUGAAGGAGGAGUACUACCAGCGCAGGAUACACGUGCUACUCACGGACUUCAUCGUGCUGAUGCACUCCAAACUGGUCGAGAUGAGGGUCAAGGCCGACGAAGCAGCCCGCGCCAUCCAAGUGUACGUGGCGGAGGGGCUGACGCCGCCGCCCGGCGCCGGGCAGAGCCGCACUAGGCUGGACGCGCUGCUGCGUUGCGUGGAGCGGCUGUACGCGCGCGACCCGCUCGGGCUGCGCCACGAGUACUGGCAGGCCGAGCAGCACCCGCCCAGCAGGCAAGUGCCCAGCCCGGGCGGGCGCGCCACCAUCCUGUACAAGUUCGUCCGGCUGUCGGGCGAGCUGGUGUGCCCGGCGCUGCUGCCGGGCUACCUGCGCGCGCUGGCCUCGCUGGCCGUGCCGCGCCACACCUGGGCGCUGCUCUCGCGCCGCGACGCGCUCUCCGCACACCACCUGCUCUCCGCUCUCAGGCGGUACCACUGCCACUUGCGCACGGACCUGGCGCCGUUCUCGGAGACCAUGCACGCCGCGUCGCUGGGCGGCUCGGCCGUCGUCACGCCCGCCGCCCGACCCGGCAAGAUGCUCGUGAGGCAGGAAGAGGUGGAAGCAAUGAUAGCGGCCCUGAAGCUGAUAGCGGCCGUAGCUCGGGAGGACGCCGCCGCGAGCGCCGCCAUCUGCGAGACGCUGCAGUGGGACGCCACCAAUACCAUGUUCGGUCUGAUGUGCUGCCAGAUCCCCAUCCAGUUGAAAGCGGCCCUGUGCGACACGCUGAGCGCGCUGGGCAGCGCGGCCGGGCCCGCGGGCCGCGUGUGGGCAGCCCUGGAGGCUGCGCAGUUGGUUGGCGGCGGCCGCGGCCUGCAGGCGGACCUUAACGAGAUCGAGACCCGAAUGGAAGAAUACCCUUUAACCAUCGCGUUCCUGAAGCUCCUGAUAUCGCUGUGCUCGGCGGCGCCGCUGCCGCGCUCGCUGGGCGCGGGCACGCGCGUGCCCGGCCUGGAGCCCUACGUGGAGCACGUGACCCGCGUCGCGCUCGCCGCCCCGCACAGGCCUUACAAGAAGCCUUCACAACGACACCAGAUCCUGUCCCUGUGCUACAACCUGUUCACCAUUUGGCUGGAGCAGUACUCGCCGUCGCCGGGCGACUUCCCCCCGCCGGAGCGCGAACCGGACAGCGCGCCGCCGCCCGGCUUCCGCGUGCUGGCGCAGCUGCACGAGCAGACCGACCUGCUGCGGCUCACGCUCGCCACCCUCGACGAGGUGCCCGCCAUGCUCGACCAGCAGGAGCAAUACCUGGAAGAAUGCAUGAGUCACGUGUUGACGAUACUGGAGCGCGCGCUGUCCCUGGAGCGCGCCCUGGUGCGCAGCGCGACCGAGGCCGGCCGCUCCGUGCUCGUGCUGGGCCUGUCCAAACUGAUUCUGGAACCGGGCCCGAACGGCAGCGACCGGCUGACGCAGGUGUGCCUGGUGCUGGCGCACAGCGCGGCGCUGCCGACGUGCGCGGCGCGCGCCGCCGCGCUGCUGGCGCGCGCGCUGCUCGAGCCCGCCGCCGCGCGCCAUCUGCACGAGCACGCCAGCUACAGGGCGAGGGAGAUACGUCAUUGGUUCGUGGAGUGCCUGGACGCAGACGAGUGGCCGGGCGCGGCGGGCGCCGGCGUGCGCCGCGCCAAGGAGCUGGUGCUGGGCGUCCUGCAGCACACGCUGCCCAGCGCCGCGCCCAACCUGGCGCACCUGCUGCUCGGCUACCACAACCACGAAGACAUAUCGCGCAGCGCGCUCCACGAGCCGGGAGUGGCCGGCAGCCCGCGCACCUGCUUCCACUCCGUGCUCGACAUACUGGACGCUCACAUCGCCGGCCAGAACACCCACGAAAGGCAAGCAGACGACCUGAUCGAGAGCUGCUACAGGCUGGUGUACUGGGUGGUGGCGCGCGCCAACACGUCCGCGCCGGCGCUGCGGCUGCUGCGCGCCCGGGACCACUUCCUCUCGCGACACGUGCGCGCCACCACCAACCUCCAGACGGCGUGCGUAGCAACCCUGUCCUCCCGCUCGUGGGUGCUCCGCGCGUGCGCGAGCGAGGUGGGGUGCGCGUGCUGCGCGCGCCAGCACGCGGCCAUCAGCGCGCUGCUCCGCGCGCUCGCCGCCACCAACCGCCCGCAGGAAUGGGAAGGCGAAGGCUGUUUACUACGGAGGUGCCUGAGCGCCCUCCCGGUGUCCGCGCCGCCCCCGCCGGAACCGCAGUGGGAGCUGUUCAACCCCACGCUGCUGGCGCAGGCCAUAGCCAGCUGUGAUAUACCUGCAGGCCCAUCAUCGAAGCGCAUAUCGGUGUCGCGCGUGCACGCGCUGCUCGCGCGCGACCUGGCCGCGCUGCCCGUGUCGCAGCCGCAACGCGCGCUAGUCUCGGCCGAGAUACAGAAGGUCCUGGACUACGUGACGGAAGUGAACAAGCAGCGCAACCUGGCGGCCACGCUCACGCACUACUACGACUCGUGGCGGCAGCUCACCGAGAUCAUCUUCUGCGUGGUGCCCCAGGACCUGCUCACCCUCGACGCCAAGAAGAACCUCCUCAUCAGCAUCCUGCAGGACCUUCUCAACAAAAUACCCGACGCAGACCCGCCUGUCAUACCACAACUGGGAGUACUGGCCUCCGGAACUGUGCUCUUGCUCCUAGUCAAUCUAAGACACUGCUAUAUCUUGCAAAGGAAGGAGUCCAACAUGAAAUCCUCAGACUUCGACACUACGUUCUUCGGCUCGAGCCAGAUGCAGACCAAAUCUCUGCCCCUCAAGUUCAUCCUACACAAAAUCCUCUCCUGGAUCUUCGUGUCGGGCGACCAGUCUCAAAAACUCAGAGUGAACUUGUACGGGGCGCUGCUCAACUUCUUGAAUAUAGUGAACAUGAAGCAUCAAGACGAGGAGGACGGCCAGGACACGACGUACGUGAGCCGGCUGGACGCCUCGCGGGUGCGGCACAGCAAGGAGGAGUCCUCGCUGAAGACCAUGGUCAUCGAUGACAUUAAAUAUUAUGGCGUCAAUCUGUACAGUAUUAUAGGCGCGGACUGCGUGCGAGCCGGGCACGACGCGUGCCGCAUGGUGGCGCUGGCGUGCAUCGACUCGCUCAUCGACAUAGACCCGCGCACGGACUGGAUCGACGCGCUCAGCAACCAGGGCCUGCUGCGCGCGCUCAUCGACAGCCUGCUCUCCAUGGACGAGGGGCUUCGCGAGGCUGUGGAGCCCAACCCGAAGUCCCUCCGCGUGAUCUACCUGUACGAGUCGAAGAUGGCGCUGCUGUGCCGCGUGGCGGGCUCGGCGGCCGGCGCCGAGGCGCUGCUGGCGCACGGAGCCCUGCAAGCGCUGGCCGAGCUGACCGCGCUGCGCAGCCACCCCGACAUACACGCCCCCAGCGAACAACAGUUCGUGCCCGACCAGGCCGACAGAUAUCGUCAAAUCCUGAUCCCGGCCCUGGCGCUCUGCGACGCGUUGCUGACCACCCUGGGCAGCGAGAAUGAGAGCUGCGUGCAUCUGAUCAUGCAUCUCCUUUACACCAACGUGGAGUGCAUGGAUAUGGUUCUACGAGCCGCCCACCCCACCUCAGCCCCGGGCCUGCUGACCGAGGUGGAGUGGCUGACGUCGGUGCUGGCGCGCUGCUCCGCGUGCCCGGCCUUCGCCGCCGGCGAGCUGGCGGCCGAGCGCGUCGCGCGCACGCGCCCGCUGCUCGCCGCGCUGCUGCCGAGGUUCCAGCGGGCGCCUACUGCACCAGACCUGGACCUCACCACUUACUACCGGAUCGUGUGCAACAUCCUGACAUUCACCCGCAACACCGUGGAGUCGUGGUUCCUGAACGGCGAAGCCCCCGGCCCACUGCCGCCGUACACAGCGGUCCUAACGCUCCUGCAGGACUCCGUGUCGCACGCCCACCACAACAACAAGGCGCUCACUACCACCCUGCAUCGGUUAGACAUGCGGGCGUUGCUGCCCUCCGGGGACUGCGGCGAGUCGGGCGCGGCGCGCGCGCGCUCGCUGCGCCGGCAGGUGCAGCAGUGCGCGCACGCCGCCUGCCUCGCGCUGCACCUGCUCUGGAGGAUGGCGCAGUGCUCCAAGCACCGAGCUGACGCCCCCGCCCUGAACGGCACGUGGCAGACCGCGCCCGGCAUCGUCCCGGCAGAGCUGCGCAAGGAGCUGGCCGCCACCUUCAGCGAGCGGUUCACGCAGAGCCUACUCGACUGCGCGGAGACGCAGUCGACGCAGCGGUUCUUCCUGGACGUGAUCGUGAAGGACAUCAAGACCAUGAUGCAGUUCUAGCGAGCCUGCGCCCAAACACGAGGUUCGGCUUCAGUACCUCGCUAUAAAACACUAAACAGGCCGCGUAGCCAAGAUGCCAAUCGCUAACGCUCCGUAGCGAUCGAAACGCAACUGUCACUGUCACACUAAUGGGGAAGAGUGAUAGAGAUACAUAAUGCUUUUCGUUGUCGAAGCGAUAGCGAUUGUAACCUUGGCUAGGGGGCCAGAAACUUCUUACCCUUCGAGCAACACUGGCCGCCUCGUUGGGAGGGAGGAGCCCAAGCGAUAACUUUUGCCAUUUUUUGCGGGGAAACGUGCACACAGUCGCACUUGUCACUCACUACACACAAAAUACAAUCGGUAAUGACGACACAAAUACAUAGAAAAUGACACACGCCAAAGUCAAAUCUUGCACACUUCGAUCUCUUUUUGUGUACGGAUGAGUCACAACACGCACCGCCAUAGGUACUGUUGUACGUACGCUUCGGCAGAGGGGAACUAGUACAAAUGCCCUCUCUCUUCCCAGUGUUGCUCGAAGUUUGUAAGUACCUAAUUACAACUUAUUUUGUACUAUAAACAUGUGCAAAUAGCGAAAAGCUUUAAGAAAUGGAAAGUUUUUCAGAAUGAUAUCACAGGAAAAAAAGAAUACUUUCGCGUUUUGGGAAAUUUAUAAAAUAUGAUUUGUAGUUGUGUGCGUGUGUUCAACUCUGGUGCCGAUGCCUAUAAUAGGUUGUCGAUUGAACGGUAUGAAAUGUUGAACUUUUGUUUGGAAAUCGGUAUUAUAAUUCGUUUUCUUAGCAUUAGCAAAAUACUGUUGUUCAUGUACAUUCUUUUUGUUCCAUAAGUAGUAAUAAUUUUAAAAAUUGCACCUUUUUUAAAAGCGUUUUUCAAUAAAUAUAUGCGUCAAGAUCAUGAAAUCUUUUUUAAUGCUAAACAGACGAAGUAUGUAUAAUAAAAUAAGUGUUAUAUAUUUAACUGAGUAUCGUUUUACAAAAGCAUUGUGCGUAUGAUAGCUGCAUGUCAGUACAGCUGUUAUUUUACUAACGUGAAAAUUGUACCGAGAUGACAGCUCACACACGCAAUGUUUCAAUAAAAAAAUGAAAAUGUUGCGUGGUCCGUUCAGGGAUAUAUAUUAUUUAGGAUCUUUGAUAACAUCUUUUGAUUGAAUAACGGUUGUUUCACUAUCCACGAUGUGUACAUAUAUAAUAAUGGGUUAGUAUUCAAUAUGCUUCCUUUGUGCAAGGAUAGAUGACGCAUAAAAUACUAAACGAAUACUGAAGCUCUUGGCUGUUAUUUUAUACGUCAUAAUUUCAUUGAAGUUUGACGUUAAAAAUAACACUUGCACCUCGUGUGCUAUCAAAAUUGUUGCAGACUUAUCUUGGUCUAACUCUAUGCCUCUUCGAUAGACUUUUUUCGAUUUUUUUUUGUUAUUAGGAGAAAAUGUAAACGUAUUUUUGGAAGCUCCUAACUUUUAUACAAUUAAUUGUGUAAAAAAUAUUUGACGUACGAAAUUUGAAUCAUAUACCAGGAGGUUGAAAUUUAACUUGCAACAUUUGAAGCAGACACAUACCUAUACAAAUAAUAUACGCUGUGGAGUUAAAUAAAAUAGUAAAAACAAUUGUUAUGCAUGUUGUUUAUUGGUCACAUAAUAUAAGAAGGCCACUGAAACGAAUAAUUCAAUUCGGUUAAGGGCAAAUAAAAUUGAGAUACCAGUGACACAUUUAAAACAGAGGUGACAUUUUUACGCCUAAAAUACACACCGUUUGCCUCUUGUUAUGUUGCGAUCAUUGGCAUAUAUGACAGGCCUCACGGGCAAUAAGAAUGGGGCCAGUACAGCGCGGUGUCACGCACACGAAUUCGACCCAAUAGUGCCACUACGCGAUUGGUAGAUGAAUUGGAAUCACGCGCGCGAUUGUUCGCAACUAGUUGCGUUAGACUGUACGAUUGGCAUUCGUGAGUUUGGCGAUUCGUGAGUGACAUCACAUCGCUGAACUGGCACCAUUCUUAGUGCCCGUCCUUAGAUAUAUGUCAAUGGUUGCGAUAGCUGAACCUGUAAAUGGUGUUAAGCUUUGUGACUAACCCAGAAAAAUAACUCUGCAAGGACAGAGCGAGGUGUUUAUUGAUCGAAUAUGUAUGUGACGGCGACUGUACGCUUUUUUUCGAUAACUUCUUAAAUCUCAGGUUGUUUUAACUUAAAAGAGUCAAAGAAAUAAUGUCUGUAGGUUUCAUUAAAAUGUCUGACUGUUUACAAUCAAUAGUUCAAGAUAUUUAGCGAAGAAAAAAAAGAGUAAAUUGUCCUUAAAACUUUGUUCAGUGAGCGGCAAAAGCGGUUGAAACAACGCCCCAAAAGUAUCUGCCACCCUGCAACAGUUUACCAAAUAGAUAUACAUUUCCACAGUUCGCGCUAACCAGUAUGUUACAGUCAUUGACGUAUAUCUCAGGACGAGCCUUAUGGGCACUAAAAAUGGUACUAGUUCGGCGGUGUCACUCACGAAUUCGAGCUAACCGUACAGUCUAACGCAACUAAUUGCGACUAAUCGCGCGUGUGAUGCGAACUCAUCAACCGAUUGCGUUGUAGCGGUGUUACACCGCUGUACUUCCCUCAUUCAUACCCCAUUUUUUUGUCCGUAAGGCCAUUCCUGAGAUAUACGUCAAUAGUUACAGUUCAACUGCUCUACGUAUACAGACAUAUCUCUUUUUGUUAUGUUUUUAGAGUAUGGUACCUAGUAAUACUUUUGAGGCGUAGUCUGAUCCCCUACUUUUGGCGCUGACUGUUCCAUUAUACACUAGGGCAGGGGUUACCAAUCUUUUUCAGUCUGCGGCGCACUUGAAAGUUUAAAAUUUAAUCUCGGGCCCUAACCUAGCUAGGGUAUUCGAAAUAGAUAGGUAACACUGUGAGACAGAUUGCCUCACGGUGAUCCUUUUAGGGCGCCGUGGAGCUCAGUUUGGGAACCUCUGCACUAGGGGCACUAUUUUAGUUACAGUGUCUAAAACUUAAAGUUCGAUAAUUGUUUAAUAUUGAAAAAAUGAAAUAAUACAUUGGAUUGUCAUUGUAAUGUUAAGUUUUUGAUUGUGAAUAAUCUCCGUGACGAUUAUGAAGUGAAAAAUAUUGAAUAAAGUUUCAUUAUUUUUUU
This is a messenger RNA of Cydia fagiglandana, 8698 nucleotides long. It is a transcript of the gene Nup205, whose product is annotated as nuclear pore complex protein Nup205. The coding region runs from base 120 to 5585 and encodes 1821 amino acids. NCBI's taxonomy places the organism in Eukaryota, Metazoa, Arthropoda, Insecta, Lepidoptera, Tortricidae. Gene Ontology annotation, cellular component: nuclear pore inner ring; nuclear pore. The record is from RefSeq and is a predicted model, not a curated record. The transcript has 35 exons. Gene Ontology annotation, molecular function: structural constituent of nuclear pore. Gene Ontology annotation, biological process: nuclear pore organization.